AUGCCUGGUUAUACACCCAACAAUAAGACAAUGCCUGGUUAUACACCCAACAAUAAGACAAUGCCUGGUUAUACACCCAACAAUAACACAAUGCCUGGUUAUACACCCAACAAUAACACAAUGCCUGGUUAUACACCCAACAAUAACACAAUGCCUGGUUAUACACCCAACAAUAACACAAUGCCUGGUUAUACACCCAACAAUAACACAAUGCCUGGUUAUACACCCAACAAUAACACAAUGCCUGGUUAUACACCCAACAAUAACACAAUGCCUGGUUAUACACCCAACAAUAACACAAUGCCUGGUUAUACACCCAACAAUAACACAAUGCCUGGUUAUACACCCAACAAUAACACAAUGCCUGGUUAUACACCCAACAAUAACACAAUGCCUGGUUAUACACCCAACAAUAACACAAUGCCUGGUUAUACACCCAACAAUAACACAAUGCCUGGUUAUACACCCAACAAUAACACAAUGCCUGGUUAUACACCCAACAAUAACACAAUGCCUGGUUAUACACCCAACAAUAACACAAUGCCUGGUUAUACACCCAACAAUAACACAAUGCCUGGUUAUACACCCAACAAUAACACAAUGCCUGGUUAUACACCCAACAAUAACACAAUGCCUGGCUAUACACCCAACAAUAAGACAAUGCCUGGCUAUACACCCAACAAUAACACAAUGCCUGGUUAUACACCCAACAAUAACACAAUGCCUGGUUAUACACCCAACAAUAACACAAUGCCUGGUUAUACACCCAACAAUAACACAAUGCCUGGUAAUACACCCAACAAUAUUCAUUGCAUUUUCAUUAGAAAAGUGCAUUAUCCUGGAAUAAGCCUGUCUCCCUACAGAGAGCUUAACUUUCAUAUGUAA
Molecule: messenger RNA, 885 nt
Organism: Ylistrum balloti
Lineage: Eukaryota; Metazoa; Mollusca; Bivalvia; Pectinida; Pectinidae
Product: adhesive plaque matrix protein-like
Exons: 1
Coding region: 1-885 (294 amino acids)
Source: RefSeq, a predicted model, not a curated record